GAAACUGCGAAUCCGAUGUAUGCAGCAGACCUGUGGGCUUUUAAAAUCUCCGAAAAGCCGAACUGGGAUUAUCACAUGGAGAUACGGGCUUUCAGCCACCGCUUGCAUGAAAACUUCUCCUUGGACCUUCUCAAAACAGCCUUCGUUAAUUCUUGCUACAUUAACAGUGAGACAAUCAGACGCCAAAACCUUGAACUGGACAAAGAGGUGGUUGCCCUUAAUCUCCAGGAUAAUCGCAAGCUCUCAGAGCAGGGGCUGUCUUUUUCACGUUCAUACCUCGUGCGGUGUUUUGAAGAGGCUUAUCCGCAGUUGCCCCCUGCGGGGAUAUUGGCGCUUGUUGAUUUUCUCACCACCGAAGACGUUGCGUCUUACGUGGCCAAAAACUUGUCUGUACAGGACUUAACACUUUGUGCAGAGUUUCCUGUCCCAUCUGAUGUGCUGCAUCGGACUUUCUUUGCUGUAAUAGGAGCAUUGCUUGAAAGCAGCGGGCCCCAAAAAACAGGGAUAUUUGUCCAGGACUUCUUAAUUCCUCAGCUGAUUGGAAAAGACCUGUUUGAGAUCUGGAAAAGUAUAAAUCCCAUGGGCUUGCUGGUGGAGGAAUUGGCCAAGAAGAAUAUUUCUGCUCCGGAACCAAGACUUACCAGGAAGUCAGGAGCCAGCACAGUUCUGCCUGUCUAUUUUGUUGGGUUGUACUGUGAUAAGAAGAUGAUAGCUGAAGGUCCUGGUGAAACAUUGUUGGCUGCAGAAGAAGAAGCUGCCCGCGUAGCUCUGCGGAAAUUGUAUGGGUACACAGAGAACAGGCGACCUUGGGACUACUCUAAGCCAAGACGAGACUUGGGAGUAGAAAAGGCCAUUAGCAGCAACUAGGUGGCUGAAGCUACUUCAGCCUUCCCGUAAAAUCCAGGUUUUUCAUGCUGAAUACCAACACAUUUCAGAAAGCAAGUUUCAGCAAUUUAGCUUUUUGUUGCACAGUGUGUGCUUUGAAAACUCCAAACAUUGCACGUGGUUAAAAUUCUCAAAACAAAAUGAAAUCUGUUUUUUUUUUCUAUAAAAUGACUGCUAUUUAUACAGUGGCUUUGAGGAGAAAAAAUAUUUCCUGUCAGUAACAAAGCAAUGUUUUUGUCCUUGAAUUCACACUAACUGGCUAAGUUUGUCCUUAUCACCAAGGAGGUAACUCUUGUGAGAAUGCAUUCUAAUCUGUGACUGGCCAGUUUUACUUUUCAGCAAGCUGUCUCCAUAGUAAAGAGGAAUUUGGACCUAUUUUGAGGGUGUUUAUUAACAAAACCAAAAUUUAAAUUAAAAAUACAACUGUAACAUAAGAUUUAGAUCUGAAUUAAGUUGUCCUUGAACUCUGGUUAAAUGCACAUGAAAUACCGUCAAUCAGAUUAACAGGCUGUAAUGCUUCAUUUAUGUGAAUUGAUGCUGUUAAGGCCUUACGAAUUGGCUACUUGCUAAUUUGAAGAUUGACUGUUUAUUUACCAUUAAUCUUGGUUUUUGGCCAAAUAUAUUCUUAAUUAGGAAAGAAAUGAAUGACGGGGAGUUAGAAGGAAAGAGUUAAGGCGUACUAUUAAAGAGGAUACAUCAAAUGUUGUCUUUUGUUGGUCUUGUCAUUGUUAAUAAUAAGUUGACAGAAGAUCCCCCAUUUUAACAGCUUAUAUUUUCCUAAUUUUUAGUUGGUCCAUCCAGUAUACCCAACCUUCUCUUUUCAUUGUUUGGUCUGAACAGACGUAUACCUUCAUGUUACUGGUUAUAUGAAAGCUAUGUAUUUCCCUUUUUUUGAUACAUACCAAAACAAUGAUAAUUUAACUCUGGAUGUUGUUGACUAUAUGGAAUAAUUGUCCUGUUGAAGUUCAGAAUACAGUAGACAUAAGGGAAUUUAUCUUAAAGUUUACAUUUAAAAAUUCAAAAUCUUAAUAAAAGAUUGACAUCCUGAA
Molecule: messenger RNA, 1934 nt
Organism: Alligator sinensis (Chinese alligator)
Lineage: Eukaryota; Metazoa; Chordata; Crocodylia; Alligatoridae
Gene: MRPL44
Product: mitochondrial ribosomal protein L44
Exons: 4
Coding region: 16-867 (283 amino acids)
Biological process (GO): primary miRNA processing; regulation of gene expression; rRNA processing
Cellular component (GO): nucleus
Molecular function (GO): ribonuclease III activity; double-stranded RNA binding
Source: RefSeq, a predicted model, not a curated record